Molecule: messenger RNA, 1130 nt
Organism: Cynoglossus semilaevis (tongue sole)
Lineage: Eukaryota; Metazoa; Chordata; Actinopteri; Pleuronectiformes; Cynoglossidae
Product: transmembrane protein 248
Exons: 6
Coding region: 240-1058 (272 amino acids)
Source: RefSeq, a predicted model, not a curated record
UUUUUGACAGACGUAAAUUGACUGCGCUAUCGUGGAUGUGUAUAAGCUUUCAGUAACUAUAUGGGCCUAAGCAGAUGUAAAGUUAAUACGUGCUUCAGUCUUUUUGCCUAACAACAUUUCUAAAUUACAUACUUUCUAAACAUUGUGUACAACAACAUGUCGGACGUUUUAACUAAAGGGACAAUGUCUGCUCGAACUCAAGGUUAACAAUCCAUGUGUUUUCUGGAAUCAGUCAGAUCAUGGGUUGCUGGCAGCCAGUGACCAACAUUAAAAAUUUUGUAUUCCAUAAUCCUCCUAUGGUCACAUUUUUCUUCUCUCUAUUGAGUCUGGCUAUUUCUUUUAUCUGCCUGGCCUCGUAUAGUUAUACCCAUAGUCUACCAAACCCUGACAUAGACGUGGAUUGGAACCAUGUGCUGUCCUCCUUAUCACAGUUAGAACUGUGCAUUAAACCCAGAGCAAACUCAACUGAGCUUGUUUCCCCUGCCACUACUCAUCCUAACUGGAAACAAAACAAAAGAGAGUCUGUGUCUACCUCUACAAACAAUUCUUCUUCAGUCACACAUUUACAUGUGCAAGUUCCUCUGCGUGUGUCUCUCAGCACAGCCAAUGGUCCGGUACAAAACCACAGUCUGUUUACAACACUGAGAGCCGGUCAAUUACACCUUAAAGGUGAUCAGAGUGUAAAUGUGACUCUUCAGUUUACAUCUGGAGUCACUUACCAAACUUGCAUUGCUAUAAGUGUCCCAACACAACUCCUACCUCAAAGCCCACUUCCUCCAAAGUGUCCUGCAUUCAACAGUUCACCUAUCCAGGUGGAAGUAAACAAUGAGCUGCCUUCAACAUUCCAAACCUGCUACAGUUUACAUUAUACCAAUGACCCUACUCUGGCUGUCAUGUUAACACAGGUGGAGCAGAAUAUGGCAGUACACCAUCUGUUGGAAGUCAGUGUCUCUUUGUUGGCAUUGUGUCUGAUGCUGUGUUUAGCUGCAAGUGUGUCACAAUUGCUGAUAUGUUGCAACCCCUGGAAUGGGUUGCAUCUACAAAAUGUAUGUAAUUGAAAAUAAAUCUUGACACAAAAUAAUUUCUUUGUGCAAAUGUCCUUAAAAUAAUUUAAAUCAUGCAUAAUCAUG